Messenger RNA from Dryobates pubescens (Downy woodpecker), 1972 nucleotides. RefSeq names its product kelch like family member 6 (gene KLHL6). The record is from RefSeq and is a predicted model, not a curated record. Gene Ontology annotation, molecular function: protein binding. The transcript has 7 exons. NCBI's taxonomy places the organism in Eukaryota, Metazoa, Chordata, Aves, Piciformes, Picidae. Gene Ontology annotation, biological process: B cell receptor signaling pathway; germinal center formation. The coding region runs from base 27 to 1859 and encodes 610 amino acids.
CAGAAUGAGACGGUGCUGGCCAGAAAAUGGGGGACACACUGGAGAAGAGCUCUGAGGAGCCUGAGAUCUCUUUGGACAAUGAGUGUUCAAAGAAAAUGGAGGACUUGGUGGAAGUCUCAAGUGGCGAAAAGGUCAAGUUUGAUGACACAGGUCUCUCUCUGGUGCUUCAGAAUGGCCUGGAGAACCUUCGGCUUGAAAAUUCCCUUACAGAUGUCAUCCUAUGUGUGGACAGCAGGGAAUUCUCCUGUCACCGAGUGGUCCUUGCUGCAGCAAGCAAUUAUUUCAGGGCCAUGUUCUGCAAUGAUUUAAGAGAGAAAUAUGAAGAGAAGAUCAUACUUAAAGGAGUUGAUGCCGAAACCAUGAAUAUACUCUUGGACUACACCUACACCAGCAAGAUGCUCAUCACAAAGCAAAAUGUACAGAAAGUCUUGGAAGCUGCCAGUCUCUUCCAGUUCCUGCGCAUGGUAGAUGCUUGUGCCAGUUUUCUCACUGAAGCCCUCCAGCCAGAGAACUGUGUGGGCAUCCUGAGGCUGGCUGAUGCCCACUCUCUGCAUAGCCUGAAACAACAAGUGCAGAACUACAUUAUCCAGAACUUCACCCAGGUCCUGAACUACGAGGAGUUCCUGGAGCUGCCAGCUGACAUCCUCUGCAGCACGCUGAAGAGUGAUGACCUCUAUGUCACAGAAGAGGCGCAGGUGUUCGAAACUGUCAUGAGCUGGGUUCGUUACAAGGAGUCAGAGAGGUUUCCUCUCCUGCCCUACGUGCUGGAGAAUGUCCGGCUGCCCCUCUUGGACCCCUGGUACUUUGUAGAGACUGUUGAAGCUGAUCAACUCAUUAGACAGUGUCCAGAUGUUUUUCCUUUGCUCCAGGAAGCAAGAAUGUACCAUCUGUCAGGCAACGAGAUUAUUACAGAAAGAACCAAGCCCAGGAUGCACGAGUUCCAGUCUGAGGUGUUUAUGAUCAUAGGGGGCUGUACAAAAGAUGAGAAGUUUGUAGCAGAAGUGACUUGCCUGGAUCCUUUGAGGCGAAGCCGCCUGGAAGUAGCAAAAUUACCAAUCACAGAGCAGGAGACGGAGAAUGAGAAUAAAAAAUGGGUGGAGUUUGCAUGCACUACCCUAAAAAAUGAAGUCUACAUAUCGGGUGGCAAAGAAACAAAGCACGAUGUCUGGAAAUACAACGCCUCCAUCAACAAAUGGAUACAAAUUGAAUACCUAAAUAUUGGGCGAUGGAGGCAUAAAAUGGCUGUGCUGGGUGGCAAGGUAUAUGUCAUCGGUGGGUUUGAUGGCAUGCAGAGAAUCAACAGCAUGGAAGCAUAUGACCCUUUUCAUAACUGUUGGUCAGAGGCUGCUCCCCUCAUGGUCAAUGUAAGCUCCUUUGCAGCAGCCAGCUACAAGAAGAAACUCUAUGUGAUUGGGGGAGGACCCAACGGGAAGCUGGCGACAGACAAGACUCAGUGCUAUGACCCUGCGACCAACAUGUGGAGCCUGAAAGCUUCCAUGCCAGUAGAAGCCAAAUGCAUCAAUGCAGCGAGUUUCCGUGAUCACAUUUAUGUUGUGGGUGGGGCAAUGAAAGCACUCUACUCCUACAGCCCCCAGGAGGACACAUGGUGCCUGGUGACUCAGUUUACCCACGAGAGAGCCAGUUGUGGGAUUUCUCCUUGCAACAACAAGCUGUUUAUAACUGGGGGACGAGAUGAAAAGAACGAGGUCAUUGCGACAGUGCUGUGCUGGGACCCUGAAACUCAGAAGCUGACAGAAGAGUGUGUCCUGCCGCGGGGGGUGUCUCACCACGGGAGCGUUACCCUCAGGAAGUCUUACACGCACAUCCGUAGGAUUGUGCCAGGGGCAGUUUCUGUCUGACUGUAGGAGAGCUGCAAAUGAACCCAAUACCUCUGUGCCCAGUGGCACAGUCUGUAGCAAUGCUAUUUGUUAGCUGCAGGGAGCAAUGAAUGGAAUAUCACCACUGGGGUCCU